Messenger RNA from Nicotiana attenuata, 1693 nucleotides. RefSeq names its product polyadenylate-binding protein RBP47. Gene Ontology annotation, cellular component: cytosol. The transcript is spliced from 6 exons. The record is from RefSeq and is a predicted model, not a curated record. Gene Ontology annotation, molecular function: mRNA binding. Lineage: Eukaryota; Viridiplantae; Streptophyta; Magnoliopsida; Solanales; Solanaceae. The coding region runs from base 180 to 1469 and encodes 429 amino acids.
UGUUCUAGUGUCCCUCUUUUCUUCUUCCUCUCUCUCGUGACCCAGAUACCCAUUAUUCAUUCUCUCUCUCUCUAAAACUUCCUUGCAAAAAGCGCGAAGCAACUAGAGAGAGAAACAGAGAGAGAGAGAGAGAGAGAGAGGAAGAAGUGGUAAAAUUGAUAAGUGAAAUUGGUGGGAAAAUGAACGGAGGAGAUAUGAAUCAGCAACAGCAACAGCAGCAGCAACAACAGCAGCAACAACAACAACAGCAGUGGAUGGCGAUGCAGCAGUAUCAGCAGCAAUGGAUGGCGAUGCAGUAUCCAGCAGCAGCAAUGGCGAUGCAGCAACAGAUGAUGUAUGGUCAGCAAUACAUGCCUUACUAUCAGCAACAUCAACAGCAGCAGAAGAUGCAGCAGUCUCCUGCUCAGAUUCAGAGCUCAUCUGAAGAUAAUAAAACGAUCUGGAUUGGCGAUCUUCAGCAGUGGAUGGAUGAAAGUUAUCUUCAUUCUUGCUUUUCUCAGGCUGGCGAGGUUAUUUCUGUGAAAAUUAUUCGAAACAAGCAGACUGGUCAAUCAGAGCGUUAUGGAUUUGUUGAGUUCAAUACUCACGCAGCAGCGGAGAAAGUGCUACAGAGCUACAAUGGCACUAUGAUGCCUAACGCAGAGCAACCCUUCCGUUUAAACUGGGCAGGCUUUAGCACUGGUGAAAAGCGUGCAGAAACUGGUUCUGAUUUCUCGAUUUUUGUAGGAGAUUUGGCUUCUGAUGUUACUGACACAAUGUUGCGUGACACAUUCGCUAGUAGAUUUCCAUCUCUUAAAGGUGCAAAAGUAGUAGUAGAUGCAAACACAGGCCACUCAAAAGGCUAUGGCUUUGUAAGGUUUGGUGAUGAAAGCGAGAGGUCUCGGGCCAUGACUGAAAUGAAUGGUGUAUAUUGUUCCAGCAGGGCCAUGCGUAUUGGUGUUGCUACCCCAAAGAAACCAUCAGCGCAGCAACAAUAUUCUUCCCAAGCUGUGAUAUUAUCUGGUGGAUAUGCAUCAAAUGGUGCUGCAACCCAUGGAUCCCAGUCCGAUGGUGAUUCAUCAAACACUACAAUUUUUGUUGGAGGACUUGAUUCUGAAGUCACUGAUGAGGAACUUAGGCAAUCCUUUAAUCAGUUUGGAGAAGUGGUCUCUGUGAAAAUACCCGCUGGAAAAGGAUGUGGUUUUGUACAAUUUUCUGACAGGAGCUCUGCACAGGAAGCGAUACAGAAAUUAAGUGGAGCAAUAAUUGGCAAGCAGGCAGUUCGUCUUUCCUGGGGGCGAAGUCCAGCAAACAAGCAGACGAGAACUGAUUCUGGUAGUCAAUGGAAUGGGGGUUAUAAUGGAAGGCAAAAUUAUGGAGGAUAUGGAUAUGGUGCAUCGCAAAAUCAGGAUUCUGGCAUGUAUGCUACUGGAGCAGCUUACGGAGCAUCCUCUAAUGGAUACGGGAAUCACCAGCAGCCUGUUAGCUGAUCUCUAGUGGACUCUGCUGCUAAAUGAGAGAUUGCCAUAGCUCUGCUCUCUCUUCUUCUACUUUGGGGGAUCAAAUUUAUAUUUGACUUAUAAGCUUAAAGCAUAUAGUGUUUGAUGAGAAUUUUGUAGCUGGAUUUUAUUUUAUGCUUAGUGAGUCCAAGAUAUGUUAAACCUAAACUUAGAAUGAUUGGUGAAUUUCGAUUUUUCUACUGCUUUUUUCCAUC